AUGAAAAAGGCGGCGAAACCGGUGGUUGAAAACGGUGCUGCGCGCCAGAACCAGCGCGCGAUGCUAGUCCCCGCCGGCCUCGAGGGCCAGCGGUCGUUGAACAGCGCGGUCUUGCUGCGCAUUAUCGAGCCGCCAACGGCGCAGCGGGAGGCGUCCUUGGCAAGCUGCCAUGCUAUCCCCGUCAACGAGACUACCGAGGCAGCAGCGCGGCGUCUUCAAGGUUGGUACCGCCGCGUUCGAACAUCGACACACAUCAAGACGACUGCGGUGCACUUGAUGACGCUCAUGCACCAUCUCGACCGGGAUCUGCUCCUCUUUUGGAAGCUGCUCCACGAAGGCAUUCGCGUGUGCAAGUACAAUGCCAAGCGACAGGCGAAAAAAUGGAAGGUCAUCUCGCUCGACAAAGACGGCGAGCGCCUCAUCAUGCGCCCGCUGCACCGCACGAGCAUGCGCUUCCUCGCCAAGUCCAUUUCGUUUGGUCGCCGGCGUGGCGUCACGGCCAAGGCGGAAAAGGGACUGUACCUUCGCGACAUUGCCGAAGUUCGCGUCGGCGCGCAGUCGGCGGGCUUUGCGCGCUCGACGCUCGAGCCAGAUCCUGACCAGUGCUUCUCGAUCGUCGGCUCGGAAGCCACAUGGGACCUCGAGCUCACAACGACUGCUGCUCGGGACCAAGCGGUUGUGCGAUUGCGUGUUGUCUUGGACGUUCUCCAAGACAGCACGUCUCUCCUCGCAAGUCGCGAGUGGACGACGCCCCACCACAAAGAUGUGGUGUCUCCAGCGACCGCCGCACACGUGUACAGUGUCUUGGCUACCGGCGUCGAAGUGACUCGGUUUGCCGCGUACUUGACGCCUGCGCGCAGCUACCUCUGGAUCAACCCGAGUACCAUUCGCCUUUGCAUUGGCGACAACAAACACCGUGUCUUCAAGAGCGUGCUUCUCAGCGACGUGGCCGAGGUCCGGAAAGGCGUCAACAGCAUCGGCUUCUUCAAUCUGUCGCCGCCGCCGCCGGCGUCCGAGUGCUGCUCGAUCAUUGGCUCGGAAAACGUCCUCGAAUGCCGCGUCAGCGACGAGACGGCGCGCAACGCGCUCAUUUUCGCCCUCCGCGAUCUCUUGCAUUUCAAGCGAAGCCAUCCGACUGUCAACGUGACGCCAAUGACGAUGGAGGCGACACCUUACCGCGCGACCGCCAUGGUCGCGGCACUGCGUCAUGGACCGUAA
Molecule: messenger RNA, 1218 nt
Organism: Saprolegnia parasitica CBS 223.65
Lineage: Eukaryota; Oomycota; Saprolegniomycetes; Saprolegniales; Saprolegniaceae
Exons: 11
Coding region: 1-1218 (405 amino acids)
Source: RefSeq, a predicted model, not a curated record